AUGCAGGCUACUGAAGCUGAAGCGACAAGAACACAGCUUGGUGCACCGGAUGCGGGGCGAAAGUGGAGCCAAGGCUGCAACCUCGACCUGCGUGUACAUGCAGGAGGGAGAGUGGGCCCUCGUUGUCCCAGUCUCCGAGGCCACGGCUCCGUCUGCUCACGAGCCAUGACGGUCGACAGGGCUUCAACCGCCACUACACACCUCUGGCCCCACCUCCUUCCCCGCCAGCCCCGGCAGCCGAUAGAGGUGUCACUGAUCGCUUGCUUACAUGUACACUGCAACAAUAGGGCUGGUGAAGCAGUCUUGUUGUCUGAGCAGGCAGUCCUCUCUUGCCGACGCAUAGAACAGCCCUCCUCUUUGAGACUGGGAAUUGUGGGGCAUCUGUCUGGAGGCCAGAGUAUCCGACCUGCGUUGGUAUGA
Protopolystoma xenopodis is the source of this 420-nucleotide messenger RNA. The record is from the annotation of a GenBank genome assembly. NCBI's taxonomy places the organism in Eukaryota, Metazoa, Platyhelminthes, Monogenea, Polystomatidea, Polystomatidae.